CCACCCUGUCGCUCAUUUCGUCCAAACAAGUAUUUUUAUUCGAUAAAUUGAACGAAUUCGUCGACUGUCUUGGGAAAUUUUAAUGCGUUGUGGUGGGUAACGGCGCGUUAUUCCCUUUGUCGGAAUUCCGAACAACAUCUGCCUGCCAUGUGCGACACGGUCUCGUGAAAAUAUCAGAAAAACCACCCUUUGUAAUAAUGGAAUGGUUGCAGAUGGAGGGCGGAGAAUCCCCCUUGGAGGUGCUGUCGAGGGCCGCCACCAUGGUCCAAGAAAACCAGAACGCGCUAGCCUCAGCAGAGGAGUCCUCGAAACAGUCCACCAACAAGCAGCUCCCCACCACAAAAUGGAAAAGGGAUCGUCGCUCCCGACUUCCGGAGUACUCCCGGAAGUCCGAUCCGAAAAUCGCCGAAACUUUCGGAACAGAACCUCCGAGUCCGACGACGGAAGGGCCGAAUCAUCCAUCGACCAAUGGUCAAGACAACGCUCCGCUUGAUAUGAGCGUCAGACAGAGGGGGUUGCCACCAUCUUAUUCGCAGACGAUUAACAACCCGGGUUAUCGAUCCAGCUAUAGGCCGUCUGUUAUUCAGAACAACGCUCCUAAUAGAGAGGAUUUGCCUCCCGGCAUUUCAAUGUGCGACCCCAUCAUCGACGAACAUUUCCGUCGUUCUCUCGGCAACGACUACUUAACCCUCUUUUCCAACAACAACGUUUCCAAAGAACCGAUUCCAGUGAAACCUCCCCCGAAAGCACCGACGACGAACGUGAUCGAAUUGAUGGACACUGCUGGUCUAUCGGUGGACGAUCAUUUCGCUAAAGCGUUGGGGGACACAUGGGUAAAGCUGAACAAAAAAGAACAAGAAAUAAAAAACGGCACCAGUGAUAACCACAGUAUAGUUACGAUCUAAUGACUUGUUUGUGUAUUUGAUGUUUCAAUGUACGGUGUUAAGUGUAACUUUAUCGAAAUAAUGUACAAAUGUAUGUUAGAAGUAGGUGUAAUUGUACCGAAGGUCGCGAAAUAGCAUACAGAGAUUGAGGUUAGUUUCGGUUUUCAUUCAGGGAUCGAAUGACGUUUUUAUUAGUGUGUUAAGUUACGUUAAUUUUUUUAUUGAGAGCACAACCUGACAAAGGCUGCCUUCCAAUUAACCAGUUAUGAUUCCUUAAGUUCCAUUGUAAAUAGUGGACUGUCUUGUAUAUAGGUUCUGUAAAUACAAAAUGAUUAUUUAGUUCGAUGUAGAGGUAUUUAUGAGUUAGAUUACUUUGUUGCUUAGUUUUAAAGUUCGCAGUGUUACUAUGGUAUACGUAAGAAUGCAGCAAAAUGUGUUUAUAGCCUGAACUCACUUCACUCCAGGCAUGAAGCUUUCAUGUCUUAUAAUUGGAAUGUGAAAAGUACAAAGUACUGAUUUCCUAUAAUGCCUAACUUCAGUGACACAAUUAGUAAUGGUUAACAUUGUUCUAAUAAAAAUAUUCUUCUGAUAA
Messenger RNA from Zophobas morio, 1476 nucleotides. RefSeq lists its product as uncharacterized. Gene Ontology annotation, molecular function: transcription coactivator binding. Bases 198 to 905 code for a protein of 235 amino acids. The transcript has 3 exons. The record is from RefSeq and is a predicted model, not a curated record. NCBI's taxonomy places the organism in Eukaryota, Metazoa, Arthropoda, Insecta, Coleoptera, Tenebrionidae. Gene Ontology annotation, biological process: negative regulation of DNA-templated transcription.